AAAAAAUUUGACAUUCUGCCGGCAUUGAAAAUCCUUAGUGUCUUCAGACAGAUGCUCUCCGUCAGAUUACUAGAUGCACAAACCCACAUAUGACUACAGAACUAAUAAGAAUUAGCGCAGUUGAGCGACUAGGAUUAUAUUCAUUAGGCAUUGACAAAAAUCCAGUUCCAUACAAAGACGACCAGAAGUAAACACAAAGAAAUCAAUUAAUCUGGGCGAGCUUGAAACAUAUAUAUUGGAUACUGAAUGUGGAGCUCUGUCCAAAGCAGACGUCACGUGGUGAGAAUGUACGGUAGAAGUUUACUGAAUUCUAAUGACUUCCAACUAAGUAGAAAAGCUCACAUUUUCGACCAAAUGUUAACCAUUAAUGUCCACUAAAAUUUUUCACAAUGUUUACAGAUUUUUCACAAUCGUCUCUGGGUUAUUGUCUGAAAACCUAGGUUUCGAAACUAAUUCGGCGUGUAUUUAGGCGAAAAGCAGACAUUUUGGCGCGUUUGUGCACUAUAUUCUAACGCAUAUUCCUCUAUGUUGGUUGUUUGGGUCUCGGAGUUCACACGUUUAUUAGACUACGCGCGUACGGUUAUCCAAACACUGAUUUGGUGUGCAUCUUUCGACGUUCCCGUCAGAGAUUUUAGGACAGAUGCAGCAGAAAACCUGUCAUUUACUCGGGUUUUGAUUCACAACAAAUUUCACUGAAAAUUUCCACAAAUACGGAAUUUUGACGAUAUAAAUAUGUAAUUCUCCAAGACAUUCCACUAAGGAGAAAUUCCAUGAAUUUCCUAGGUAAAAUACCUGUAUGUCUACUUUAGGUUUUAUACACCAGAAACUAGAGCUUAUUUUUUGCCCAUGAUUCCUAUAUAAUUCACAUUUUCUUAGAAAAUUCCGCCCACGUGAAAACUUGGCUGUCUACUAGGUACUCCAGUAAACAGCUGUUGCUUAUGAUGUACUUUAUGUUCAAAACUACUUCCUAUAUUUUACCUAAUCAAACCAAUUAAAAUCGCCAAGUCGGUAGACAAUAGAAGUAGUCUUUUUCCGAAAUAAUUUCCAUAUAUUGUAUUUCAAAAGAUGAUUUGUUUACGCUACCUCUAACUUGUUUACACAAUCUGGUAAGUCGCUAACUUCCAAGAUAAUUUUAGUAUUCAUCUGCCCAAGAGCUUUAAUACUGCAAGAAUAAAAGUACUUUUUGACACAACUUACUCGUUAUGCCUAGUUUUUUUUUAUCUGAGUAACUUUGUACUGGAUGGGUCGGAUGAUGAUAUGAAUGCAUUUCUAUAAGAACUAAAUGCCAAUAAGUCAUCAAAUGAAUACAUCUCGGUAGAUGACGAGUUGUUUGUGAUGACGAGUUAGACUACAACCAUCCCCCAUUUUUAAAGCCUGACAGUUAUUACAUAUAAUCUCCGAUUUACCUAUUCAGCCUCUUUAAACGAAAUAUUAGUGUACCAUACUGAUCAAUAUUGGCUGUAUGAAAAUUAAAAGUUCUUUCGAAUGUUAGUUUCAACUCAACAGCUGUACGUAAGUCAUCUGAAGGAAGAUUGUUUUCUGUAAUCACACAUAGGCAAUAAAAUGCUUCACUUUGUAUUUCGGCGAAGUCCAUUCUAGUUUUUCAUUAUUUACUUCUGCGUUACAUUUUCGUUCUUGGUAUACAACUGCUGGAAACAGCACGUAUUCCUCCCCUUUACGUAAUUGGUAACAGAAGCUUGUGUAUAGGUUAAAAAAGCAUUUUUUAAAACAGAACUGUAAACGUUACUUUCGAAAACCCAAAAGGUUCGUAGAUAACUCUAACUAGUAGAAGCGGCCAUUAUCUAAAAUUGUGAGUCAAUAUGUCGCUCCGUCAUACUAAAGGAGUUCCGAUUGGUAACUUACUUGGGAGGUGAUAUCAAUAAAUCCAAGUAAACGUAUGCAAAAAUGGAAUAGUAACGAUAGUAUCACGUAGAGAUUGCGAUACUAACUACGUUUGUUAUGGGGAUCCAUAUUUGACAGAAACAAUAACUAGUGGAAUAUAUUUAUGAUAUAAGAUAUGGAAAUUAUUUCGGAAAAAGACUACUUCUAUUGUCUACCGACUUGGCGAUUUUAAUUGGUUUGAUUAGGUAAAAUAUAGGAAGUAGUUUUGAACAUAAAGUACAUCAUAAGCAACAGCUGUUUACUGGAGUACCUAGUAGACAGCCAAGUUUUCACGUGGGCGGAAUUUUCUAAGAAAAUGUGAAUUAUAUAGGAAUCAUGGGCAAAAAAUAAGCUCUAGUUUCUGGUGUAUAAAACCUAAAGUAGACAUACAGGUAUUUUACCUAGGAAAUUCAUGGAAUUUCUCCUUAGUGGAAUGUCUUGGAGAAUUACAUAUUUAUAUCGUCAAAAUUCCGUAUUUGUAGAAAUCUUCAAUAAAAUACUUGGGUUCACGAAAACUAUAGUGUAUCUCUAUGACCAAUUUUGAUGGUUUUCGGAAGUUGGAGGAAAAGAUCUCUAGAUAGGUGUAAUAAACAAUUGACGUUUGUAAUUAUCGUGUCGCUCCUUAUCAUCAUCCUGUUUAAAAAUUUCUCUCUUGUCCGCAGACUUUUACAGGGUGAUACCUGUAAGUCUGUUCCUUCUAAGGCUGUUUAUUAGCAGCAAAUCGCUAGACAAUGUCGAUAGUAUAUCUCCAAACAGAAUUGUUUAAGUCGCAUGACGCAGUUUUGAGAUUAAGCUUAGCAAAUACAAACGUGCAUAUUGAGUUUGGGUUACCGUUGGUAUCAUCAUGUUUACGGCCUUUACUCACGGCUGUGCCAUACUCAUUAAAGACACGGCUCCUAAAUCUUUUAAUCAUCGGCAAAAGGUCUACUGAGAAUGACCUAUUAAGCUUGAGAAUUUACUAACAGACACCAAUAACUUUUGUCUCAGUCUGUUGUACAUCAAUUCUCUGUAAGAGUUAUGGACAUAGGAAGCAAAUACUUGUUAAGGAUUGGUCAGCAGCGUAAACCAUAGAACUCAACAAUCUUCACAAAUCCUCCAUGCUAAUGGUACUUUACUCAUUAAACAUAUAACUAUAUAUUAUUAGUACGAUACUGAAUGUGUUGAAUAUAUUUUUCUGUAAACGUGUAGUUAUGAGUCAUAGUGGAACUUGGUGGCGACGCACUGCAAACUCAAUUUUAUGUCAUCUGAGAUACAAAAUGAAUUGUUUCAUUGCAGUGUAUGUGAUUUAAAAAUCAGGUAUGAUUACAAGGGUGAUAAGCCUCCAUUCUUCAAAAAGGAUAUAAAGAUUCUAGAAAGUGUAUAUUGUAUUCGUGAUCCGUUUGCUGACGAUAAUUUGGGUGGGAUUAUACUAGGUGGUGAUUGUAGUGUGUGCAGGAGAAGUGUUUGCAUUUCUCAAGAUUGCUCCACAUACAACAUGAAACGAUACUGCAUCUGUUGUGCGAAAAAUGAACAUGGCAGCAGUUGAUGACACGGUCUGUACAGAUUGCUAAAGUGAUAAUUAUUCGUGUACGUAUGUAUGUUUCUUGGUGUUAAUUAUUUUUUUGUGAGUACUUGUUAUGUCAAUUAAUGUGUUCAAUUGUUAAAAUAAUAAACAUAGGAAGCUACAUUUGAUUUCAUGUUUU
Messenger RNA from Schistosoma rodhaini, 3563 nucleotides. NCBI's taxonomy places the organism in Eukaryota, Metazoa, Platyhelminthes, Trematoda, Strigeidida, Schistosomatidae. The record is from the annotation of a GenBank genome assembly.